UGGAAUUUUGCGGUUAGAUUGCGUGAAGGGAGGAGGAGGGAGUAGAGUUUGGGAAUCCCGGACGCGUCCGCUGAGUCGCCUGAUACUGAUGGACAUUGGAUGGGCCAGAGGCAGGGAUGGUCGGCUAUGACCCAAAAGCAGAUGACAGGAAUAACUCCAAGUUUGAGGUGGCGGUGGCAGGGUCUGUGUCCGGACUUGUUACCCGUGUGCUGAUCAGUCCCUUGGAUGUCAUCAAGAUCCGUUUCCAGCUGCAGAUUGAGCACCUGUCUCGCAGUGACCCAAAUGCUAAGUAUCAUGGGAUCCUUCAGGCCGGCAAGCGGAUUUUGCAGGAGGAGGGUCCAGCAGCCUUCUGGAAAGGACACAUUCCAGCCCAGCUUCUCUCCAUAGGCUAUGGCGCUGUCCAGUUUCUGUCAUUUCAACUGCUGACCGAGCUGGUCCACCAAGCCAGCGUGUAUGAGACCCACGAAUUCUCAGCGCAUUUUGUGUGUGGCGGGCUGUCUGCCUGCGCGGCCACCCUUGCUGUACACCCUGUGGACGUUCUGCGCACCCGCUUUGCAGCUCAGGGUGAGCCAAGGGUCUAUAAGACCCUGCAAGACGCCGUGGUGACCAUGUAUAGGACUGAGGGACCCCUGGUCUUCUACAAAGGCUUGGCGCCCACCUUGAUUGCCAUCUUCCCCUACGCUGGGCUGCAGUUCUCCUGUUACAAGUCCUUGAAGCGCGCCUACGACUGGGCCAUCCCGGCCGAUGGGAAGCAGACGGGAAACCUGAAAAACCUGCUCUGUGGCUCUGGCGCUGGACUCAUCAGCAAGACCCUUACGUAUCCCCUGGACCUCUUUAAGAAACGGCUUCAGGUUGGCGGGUUUGAGCAUGCCAGGGCUGCCUUCGGCCAGGUGCGGAGCUACAGGGGCCUCCUGGAUUGCACCAAGCAGGUGCUGCACGAAGAAGGCACCCACGGCUUCUUCAAGGGUCUGUCCCCAAGCCUGCUAAAGGCUGCCCUCUCCACAGGCUUUGUGUUUUUCUGGUAUGAGUUUUUCUGUAACCUUUUCCACUGCAUGAAGAAGGAGAGCAGCUAGCUUUGAGAACGGGAGGAAGAGGGCCUGGGAUCUGCUCAGUGCAUAAGCACCUGCCUGGAGGCCAUCUCCCAAAAGAAGCAAGACUUGGCCUUGGAGCUCCUGUUGCACUGAGAAAUGCUGCCUGGCCCCAGCACUGAGCACCGGGAGGGGUGUCGUGAGCAACAGGUAUCGUAGGGAGCAGGGUGGCAACCUUGACCUGUCAGCUGGGACACCACCGGAGAGCAGGGACUUUCUCCACAUAAGAACAACAGUACCCAGGACUCGGCUGUGGGACCAGCGCCAGUGGGCAGCAGCUUGCAGUCCUUUCUCCUCUGCCCAUCCCACGCCCAGAAGGAUCGGGUGUCAUCCCUCCCUUCGUAGCCAGUCUGCUGGGAGAACUCUCGAAGUUCUGGAAGAGGCUGAGGCUCCAGGGCAGAAGGCUGGGCUUGGGCUCGUUGCAGAGGUCUGGUCUUCACACUUGAGCUUUUUUCUAUCAACUUAUUCAACAGACAUUAAAGCAGAAGACACAUUCCCUAUAUUACUCUUCCACCUU
Messenger RNA from Octodon degus (degu), 1605 nucleotides. It is a transcript of the gene Slc25a19, whose product is annotated as solute carrier family 25 member 19. The record is from RefSeq and is a predicted model, not a curated record. The transcript has 7 exons. NCBI's taxonomy places the organism in Eukaryota, Metazoa, Chordata, Mammalia, Rodentia, Octodontidae. The coding region runs from base 117 to 1073 and encodes 318 amino acids. Gene Ontology annotation, molecular function: thiamine transmembrane transporter activity. Gene Ontology annotation, biological process: thiamine pyrophosphate transmembrane transport. Gene Ontology annotation, cellular component: mitochondrial inner membrane.